Molecule: messenger RNA, 1848 nt
Organism: Annulohypoxylon truncatum
Lineage: Eukaryota; Fungi; Ascomycota; Sordariomycetes; Xylariales; Hypoxylaceae
Product: Pex24p-domain-containing protein
Exons: 2
Coding region: 1-1848 (615 amino acids)
Biological process (GO): peroxisome organization
Cellular component (GO): peroxisomal membrane
Source: RefSeq, a predicted model, not a curated record
AUGUCGACUCCGAAAUCUGCUCCCCGCGGCGACGUCGAUGGCUACGGUUUUGCUACCCCUUCCGAUCUUCCGCCAACCUACGCUCCUCCUACCUACGCCUCCUUCUCUCCCGCAAACCUUUCCACCGCCGCCUCGGCUGCCAAGCGAAGAUCAACUAUCCUCGUCCACCAAAAGUCCCCGCUGCUGCUCGCUACACCUCCCCAGAUCACCCGCGCCCUCGCUUACAGCCACCCUUUUCUCUUACCCCUGAACAAGCUCGUGGGAUUGUUGACCUGGACUACCGGUGAUCCGUGGGAGAGCUUCUUGCUGCUAGUGGUCUUUUGGGCUACCGUGCAGUAUGGAGACGUCGUCGUACAGUUUGCCGGCCCCAUCGCGGUCGUCAUGGGCAUUAUAGGCGGCAUGUAUGGACGGCGGUACAGUCCGCUGUCUAGUAGCGGCUGGGCCGAACAUCCGAGCAUGGCUGGCGGCAAAGACAAGAAACCGUCCGGCGCAUCUGCUAUAGGGGGCGCAAACGGUCAGCAUCAGCGUAAUGCGAGUGAGAUAACAAGCACGAGGCACCAGAAGACGUUGGACGAGAUCGUAGAUACCGUCAAGGUCUUCACGACGAGGUGCAAUAUCUUGCUCGAACCGUUGCUUGAGAUGACGGAUUUCCUAUCUACUCAGCGGACUGCGACCAGCGCGACCACCAGGCCGGCGCUCACCACGUUGUUUGUUCGAAUACUAGCAAUUACUCCCGUUUGGGUUGCCUUGACGCUUCCGCCCCUGAGGAUUAUAACUACGAAGAGGGUCGUCUUGGUAUUUGGCACCCUACUCCUUACGUGGCACUCGAGAGUCUGCCGAGUAUCCCGGACACUCCUAUGGCGGAGUGCUACGAUGCGCAGGCUGGCGAGAUUAGUGACGGGAUUACAGUUCGACGAACCUGCCAAGUCGAAGCUUGACGGCGCCAACGGUAUUCAGACCAAUAUCGCCAUAGGUUCUAAGACGAAGCAACACAACGAGACUGCGAAAGUAUCAUCGUCUGCCCUAACAGCUGCCCUCAAGCGUAGCGGUCGCUCCGGGACCAAGGAUUCGGGCGUGCGCUUUACUUUCAUCAUAUACGAAAAUCAAAGACGCUGGCUAGGUCUGGGGUGGACGAAUAGCCUGUUCGCGUACGAACGUGCCGCCUGGACGGAUGAGCACAACAACCCUGUUCCUCCGAAAGACGAAUUCGAGCUGCCGGAAGUGGAGGACGGACAUGCGAGGUGGAGGUGGGUCGAAGAGAGUAAAUGGCGAGUCGACGGCGCGCCCGAUCUUGAUGAGGCCGAUUAUGACACCGACGCGGGCAAGAAUGGAUGGGUUUUCUACGACAACAAGUGGCAGAACGGUCGUCGAGGCAAUGAUGGGUGGGGUCGAUGGACACGACGCCGCAAAUGGUAUCGUGACGCCGAACUCGUUGAGGUCACAGAUAACGCCUCUUCUCCCCCGCCUCCCGAGUUGCCUGCUCGACCACGACCCGCUCCGACGCUCAGCUCGGAAAAGGUCGAUGUCUCUACUUUCUCUACUUCCAAUCCAGAAAUCUCUACGAGCCUGGAGCCGGACAAGAAUGGGUCGUCAAAGGAGGAAGACGACGCGGUCUCGGUCCUCAGCACCUCGUCCAAGUCGGCUAGGCUCAGGAUGUCUGGCCCCCCGUUACGUCGGCGGACCACAGGCGGCACACAUCGAUCUAGGAGAACGAGCGAAGCCGCUAGCCUACGUUCUAACGAUGACGAAGGUCGCCUGACACCGGCGCUCGAGUUGGAAAUCCAGGGGCAUGGCAAAGACCAGGGGCAAUGGGGUAUCGGAGACGAGGCUCAGAUGGGCCUCGAAUGA